AUGGCACUCACUGGCGCUAUCUACGGACCGGAAAACCCCUACGAUGACCCGAAGAUAGAAGCUAGUUGGCAAGAAUUCGUUCCUGGGAUCACCCACCUGCUAUCGAGCCCAUUCCCAGCUUUGACCGCACGCAAAGCUCUCCGUGCUCGAAGCCGUAUCGUGUGUGCGUUCAAGAAAUACUUCGAAACAGGCGGCCACCUACAAGCGUUUCCCAUGAUCCCGGAGAUGCACGAUAUCAACAAAGGCCAUGGGCUCAGUAUAGAAGAAGCUGCUAAGAUGGAGAUGGCCACAUCGCUGGCAAUGCUCAGCAGCGGAGCGGUGACAACAUUUUGGCUACUGUUCCACGUCUUGUCGGACAAGGAUCUGACUGCAGUCAUUCGAGAAGAGUUGGAACUGGUCACCGCGGAGACUGGCGUUAAGUCGGUCAAGACUGUCAACCUUGGUAGGGUGAAGGAUAACUGCCACGCGCUCGUUGCCGUCCUCAACGAAUGUCUUCGGUACCACAGCACUGUCAUCAAUACCAAGCAAGUGCAGCACGAUACAACUCUGGACGGACAUUACCUGCUCAAGAAGAACGGCAUUGUCAUGAUCCCCAGUCAGAGCAUACAUCACAACAAGGACAUCUGGGGUCCGUCCGCCGACACUUUCGACCACAACCGUUUCCUGUCUUCUGGAUCGAAGAAGAACCUGUCAAGCACCUCGUCUUUUCGUCCUUUUGGUGCAGGUGUAACGAUGUGUCCUGGACGGCACUUUUCGACCAACGUCAUAUUGAGUCUGGUCGUGAUGGUGCUGCUAAAGUUUGAUGUUGAGCCAGUAGGCGGAGCCUGGAGGAAGCCUACAAAAUACAACGCAGACAUGUGGAAUGCCAUGCCGAAGCCAGACUACGACAUUGAUGUAAAGUUCCAGUCAAGAGGAGAGAAGCAGAUUGAGUGGAGGUUCGUCUGGGAGUAG
Molecule: messenger RNA, 951 nt
Organism: Didymella exigua CBS 183.55
Lineage: Eukaryota; Fungi; Ascomycota; Dothideomycetes; Pleosporales; Didymellaceae
Product: cytochrome P450
Exons: 2
Coding region: 1-951 (316 amino acids)
Molecular function (GO): oxidoreductase activity, acting on paired donors, with incorporation or reduction of molecular oxygen; iron ion binding; heme binding
Source: RefSeq, a predicted model, not a curated record